This is a messenger RNA of Coccidioides posadasii C735 delta SOWgp, 4746 nucleotides long. NCBI's taxonomy places the organism in Eukaryota, Fungi, Ascomycota, Eurotiomycetes, Onygenales, Onygenaceae. The record is from RefSeq and is a predicted model, not a curated record.
AUGAAGCACACUCACACCCGUAUCACCUGCGGAAUGCCGGCGAGGGCAGUGAUUGUAUCGAUCCUUGUAUUGGCUACGUUGGCAGGAUGCUGGCCCUACGACCCUAACGAGGUUGGAUACAAUCUCAACGAAAACAAGAGUGCUGCGCAUCCGGCGGAAUAUUGGGGCCAGUGGCCGGAUCACGACUACUUCCCUUCGCCUGACAACUGGAGAUUCCCAUUCUAUACCCUCUUCGUCGAUAGAUUCGUGAAUGGUGACCCGGCCAAUGAUAAUGCUAACGGUACAAGUUUUGAGCGGGAUAUUAAUUCAAACCAGAUGCGCCAUGGGGGAGAUGUUCUGGGGUUGGUUGAUUCUUUGGAUUAUAUUAGUGGUAUGGGAAUUAAGGGCAUAUACAUAGCUGGGACAAUUUUGAUUAACGAACCAUGGGGUGCGGAUGGAUAUUCUCCCCUCGAUACAACGCUCCUUGAUCGUCACUUCGGAGACAUAGAGAUGUGGCGGUAUGCGGUCACAGAGAUACAUAAAAGAGGCAUGUACAUCGUCAUGGACAGUACUCUAGCAACGCUCGGGGACCUUUUGGGCUUCGAAGGUUAUCUAAACACAACUACGCCCUUCGAGCGCGCAGAACAUAAAGUUGUUUGGAAAUCCAACAGGAGAUAUCUUGAUUUCCACCCUGGUAACUCUUAUAAUGAAACUUGUGACUACCCGAGAUUUUGGGAUGAGAGCGGGUAUCAACUAGAACCAUCGGAAACUGGGCUUAGGGGCUGUUAUGAUAGUGAAUUCGAUCAAUAUGGAGACGUUGAAGCAUUCGCUGUUUAUCCAGAUUGGCAGCGACAGCUUGCCAAGUUCGCUUCAGUCCAAGAUCGUCUGCGCGAGUGGCUGCCGCCAGCCACUCAAGCUACGAUAGAUGCAUUAGGUGAUAUAAGCUCGGCAUACCGUGCUUGUGCCAGGAAGGUUGGAAAAACAAACUUCUUCCUUCCAGGAGAGAUAACUGGUGGAAAUACGUUUGGUGCCAUCUAUAUUGGCCGUGGGCGACAGACAGACAUGCGACCAAGCAGCUUGAAAGAUGCGGUUCGGCUGACUUACGACAACGACACCUACUUCAUUCGGAAGAAGGGUAAAUCUGCUUUGGAUGCUGGUGCUUUUCACUACUCUAUCUAUCGCAGUUUGACCAGGUUUCUGGGAAUGGAUGGUAACUUGGAGGCCGGCUUCGAUACUUCCCUCAAUUGGGUCGAGGCUUGGAACGAAAUGCUUCUCACCAACGACUUCAUUAACACGAAUACCGGUGAGCUUGAUCCACGGCAUAUGUUUGGUGCAACAAACCAAGACGUUUUUCGCUGGCCCUCUCUUCAACAAGGCACCCAAAGAUCACUCCUGGCCCUAUACAUUAUCACAUUGCACCUUCCUGGCAUUCCCUUAGUUCUCUGGGGUGAAGAACAAGCAUUUUAUAUCCUCGACAGUUCAGCGCAGAACUACAUUUUUGGCCGGCAACCAAUGUCCUCCUCAAUAGCUUGGCAAACCCAUGGAUGUUACAGCUUGGGCUCUUCCCAGUACUAUCAGUGGCCACUUGGACCUGCUAUUGAUGGCUGCCACGAUGAUGCUGUUAGCUAUGAUCAUAGGGAUCCAUCUCACCCUGUGAGAAACAUCCUAAAGGCCAUGUUCCAAAUGCGAGAAAAUUACGCUACCCUAAACGACGGCUUCUAUCUCCAACAAUUGUCAAAUUUGACUAGGACAAUAAUUUUUCCCGGUUCUAAUGGGGUCGCAACCGAGAUUGGCAUGUGGUCAGCUUUUCGUGGUCGGCUUGAUGGCGUGCAGGAUUUGGAGGGUGAGAACCUGCCUGUAUGGCUUGUCUAUCAGAACGAUAAUCAAACUGUCGAGUAUCAUUUUGAUUGCGAGAACAAAGCCAAAGCCCUUAUCUCCGUUUUUGGCUCGGGCACUACAGUGAAGAAUUUAUUCUAUCCUUACGAUGAGCAUACUUUGCAAGCCGGCCCUGUGAAACUUGGAAUAGAAGGAUCAACAGCUUUCAAUGGAUGCCUUGAGAAUCUGCGAAUGGAUCCCUGGGAUUUUAGGGCUUAUGUUCCUAAAGCGAAGUUUAUCCGACCAAAGCCCAUGAUCACGAAGUUCUUUCCCGGCCAUGAUGCUCGUUUAGAAUCAAAAGUUGACACCGAUUUAUAUGAAACCGUGCUUUUGGAGGUCCAUUUCUCAGACGACAUGGAUUGCAGCAGUGUUACUCAGAGUUUGUCGCUCAACUCAACAACACACAGCAACAAAAUACCUCUGGUUGAUUCUGCCAGUGUUCAAUGCACCUCUUUUGAGCCCGAAAGGACAAAAUUUCCCGGCGAAAUACCCGGAACCUGGAAGUGGUCAGCGAAUCUUACCAGGGUAUACAACGGCAUUCAUCAGUUGCAGUUCGACAAUCCAAGAGCAAAAGAUGGGAAACAGAGUACUGAUAACGUGGACCGAUUUCUCUUUCGUAUUGGACAAGCGAAUAACCCGAUGGUGUUUACUCGUGCCGCAAAUUAUUCACGCACUUUGUUACAUAGGAAUGAGAAGGGUCACCUGUAUGUGGCUCACCACGCUGCUGGUGCAGACUCUUACCGAUAUUCCACUAAUUGGGGCUUGACUUGGUCAGACUGGCUGCCUUAUAAAGGUGGAAACGAUACAUUGAAUAAGCAAGGAUGGUCUGGAACCAAGAAGCAGCAGUGGAUUGGAGAGCAUGUGAUUGUCGAAUACUGGAACCGCAUGGUAGGGAGCAGUAGCCAUAUGCAACACGGCGAUGUUGACUGGGAAAGUGACCAUCCACGAAGAUUUCCUCAUCUCUUUUGGAACGGUCCACACAAUCAGUAUGGCUAUGAUGCCGGCGUUCGCAACCAGAUGCAGUUCAACGAUAACGGACAAUGGGCCAUUCGUUUUAUGACCGAGUGGCCGGCCUUGGCUCAGGUGAACGUCUGGGGUAUGAAUGCAGAUGGUAACCCCGAUAAGACGUACGUUUUCGGCGAUCCUGACAGCAAUUCUGUCUUGGACCGCCUUCCACCUUCGUCGUUGAAGAACGCCCUCGUAAAUAUAACCGAACACCCCCCUUCACCAUACUUAUCUUGGGAAUUUUUAUUGGACGAUGGGACACUUUAUUUCGAAUUGGUUCCGCGUGGAUCAAUGUACCAGCAGAUGGCUCUAUUUUUCCUCUUGCUGAUACUACCUCUUGCAACCGCCGGGGGUAACCUGUAUGCCUUCAAAUGCUACUUUUGCCGGAUUACAUUCAACAACAAAGGCAGCGCGGGGGGUGGACAAGGGCUCUUGCUUCUGCCCGGAAGCAAUGACUAUAAAAUCUCUGGGCUACUGAGAACAUUGGCGGACAAGUGCAACCUUUUCCCAAGAAGCAAGGAGCUCGGUUUCUCCGCCAACACUCGACGUACUGUCCUUAUUGCCACAAUGGAAUAUGACAUUAGGGACUGGGAAAUCAAGAUAAAGAUCGGCGGACUUGGAGUAAUGGCGCAAUUGAUGGGACAUCGCCUGGGACAUGUGAAUUUGGUCUGGGUCGUUCCCUGCGUCGAAGAUGUAAGCUAUCCGAUUGACCAAAAAGCGCAACCGAUGAUUGUGAAGUCGCUCGGCAAGGAUUGCAUUGUGGGCGUCCAAUACCACAUCACGAAAAAUAUCACAUAUAUACUCCUGGAUGCCCCGAUAUUUCGGAAGCAAAAGAAGAAUGACCCCUAUCCCCCUCGGAUGGACGAUCUUGAGAGUGCUAUAUAUUACUCUAUUUGGAACCAAUGCAUUGCGCAAAUUAUGCGGAGAUUUCAAAUUGAUAUAUACCACAUCAACGAUUAUCACGGCGCGCUUGCUCCUCUAUACAUACUCCCAAAGACUGUACCAGUGUGCCUAUCCCUCCACAACGCCGAGUUUCAGGGCCGCUGGCAAAUUCGCAGUGAUGAUGAUAUGACAGAGUUGUGUAGUGUGUUCAAUAUUUCCGAGGAUAUUACACGACGUUAUAUUCAAUUUGGGGAGGUGUUCAACUUACUGCACGCUGCUGCGAGCUAUUUACGGAUUCACCAAGGCGGUUUUGGGAUACUUGGCGUGUCCGAAAAAUAUGCCGAAAGGUCUUAUAAAAGAUAUCCCAUCUUUUGGGGGCUGAAGGCCGUGGGCAAAUUACCCAACCCAGAUCCUCAAGAUGAUAAUGAAGUGGUCGAACUCGACCCUCGAUUUGAGAGCUUAAAGGCUCAAUUGAAGAGGGAGUCACAAAAAUGGGCUGGUCUUGACCAGGACCCCAACGCCCAUCUGUUUGUUUUUGUCGGAAGGUGGUCGGACCAAAAAGGAAUUGACCUUAUUGCGGACGUCUUUCCCCAUCUUCUCGAGACUCGACAGGACGUACAGCUUAUUUGUAUGGGGCCAAUUAUUGAUUUUUAUGGGAGAUUCGCCGCGUUAAAACUCCACAAGCUUAUGGAGAUGUACCCAACCCGAGUAUAUUCAAGACCGAAGUUCACAGUUUUUCCCAAUUGCGUGCGGGAAGGGGCUGAUUUCUUAUUGAUACCAUCAAGGGAUGAGCCAUUCGGCCUGGUAGCCGUCGAAUUUGGUCGCAAAGGCGUCAUUGGAAUAGGCGCUAAAGUUGGGGGGCUCGGCAAAAUGCCAGGAUGGUGGUAUUCGGUUGAAUCUACUGCAACUCGUCACUUGCUACAUCAGUUUGAGCGAGCCAUCAAUCAGGCGCUAAGGGCGAGGCCGGAAGUCCAUGCUAAAAUACGCGCUAGAUCAAUAACGUAG